Spodoptera littoralis (African cotton leafworm) is the source of this 1683-nucleotide messenger RNA. Lineage: Eukaryota; Metazoa; Arthropoda; Insecta; Lepidoptera; Noctuidae. The record is from the annotation of a GenBank genome assembly.
AUGUCUUCAGAGAAGAUUCUCCAUGAGGAUAAUGGGUCUUCCUCAGGGUCCUUGAGGUCUGACGACAGUGACAGCAAUCCGGACAGUGCCUCAGACUCCCUGAACAGCCUUUACAAAACCAAUGAUAAUACUUGUGCCGAAAACUGCAUUGAAGAAACCAAAUGCGAGGUGAACAAGAAAAGGGGAACGUGUUGCAGUCCCGUGGUCCAGUGCGUGUGGGGAGUCCUGCUGAUACUACUCUCGAUAGGCAGCUUUAUAUUCACGCCUCUAGACUUCAUGUUACUAGAGAAACUGAACAUGAGGCCUGGCAUGCCUCCCUACGAAUGGUGGUCAGAUCCACCUGAUGAGGUCAAGUUGAGGACCUACGUCUUCAACGUGACGAACCAUGAGAGGUUCCUUCAGGGACUUGAUCAGAAGCUGAACGUGGAGGAGAUUGGACCUAUAGUUUAUUUAGAAAAACUCCUCCACUCGAACGUUCGUUUCAACGAGAACAGCACGAUGACGUACACUGCGAAGAGGUUCCCCAUAUACCUGCCGGACCUCAACAAUAUAGACCUUAAUGCUACCAUCAUAGUGCCUAAUGUCGGUGUUUUGGGCAUAUUCUCCUACCUCCACAACGCCAAUUACUUCGUGAAGACGGUACUCAGGUCUCUAGUCAGCAUGUACAAUCCAGAGCCAUUCGUCCAGGUCUCCAUAUAUGACUAUCUCUGGAACUUCACCGACCCAGUUCUGGAAAUGUCCAGGAGUUUGGUGCCUGGUCUGGUGCCUGUUAGCAAUACUGGAAUGUUGGCUAGGGUAUAUGCAGACUUCAAGGACGAAAUGACGGUGAAGAUUGGACCCCAGUGGGGUCACAAGGAGUUCUUCCAAAUAGAUCGGUUCAGGGGACAACCGCAAAUUCCUGGAUUUGAUCCUGAUGUAUGUCCAGAUCGCAUAUUUGGGUCGACAGAGGGCGUCAUGUACGCGCAGCGGCUGACCAAGCAGGAUGUCUUACAAUACUGGAGAAAGACUGUUUGCAAGCUUAUGCCUUUGUAUUUUGAUAGCGAGCUAACCAUGUACAACGUGCCUCUGUACCGCUACAAUCUAUCAGAAAACGCAUUCGAUCGAGUUACGAAUGGCACAGACUGUUACGAUACUGUGCCAAGCCUUCACCCUGGCCUUAGUGAUACAUCGAAGUGUUAUUUCGAUUUUCCACUGGUGGCUUCAUUCCCGCAUUUUUACACUGGCGGCAUACCAAAAGACAAGUUUGUGACGGGCCUCAAGCCGGACAGAUACAAGCACAACUCAUUUGUUAUUUUGGAACCGUACACUGGUACGCCUUUCGAAGCUGUAGCGAGGAUGCAGAGCAAUCUACUGGUCCACGAUCUUACAGGGUUCCAGGAGAAAUUCGCCAACGUAUCCAAUUCCGUGAUACCACUAUUUUGGGCUGAAUAUCACCAAGAGGGCCUGCCAUCGAAAAUAAGAAAAACUGUAUAUUUCUCAAUAGUUAUUCUACCGCCAUUAUCAAUUAUUAUAUCAACUACCAUGCUCUUAAUCGGCAUAUACUUACUCAGUAAACUCAUUUAUUCAAAUAAUUUAGAGAAUGAUAGUCUAAAAUCAAUACUUAUAUUUAAAAGUAAAAAUAAUAUUGCAAAUAAAAAUAAAAUGCUGGCUUUCGAAAAAGAAACGUUUUUGAAAACUAGUUAG